Molecule: messenger RNA, 723 nt
Organism: Arabis nemorensis
Lineage: Eukaryota; Viridiplantae; Streptophyta; Magnoliopsida; Brassicales; Brassicaceae
Source: the annotation of a GenBank genome assembly
AUGACGACACUUCAAGCUUCGAUUUUGCUCGGAACCCUCGACAGUGACAUCGCCAGAGAUGUUGUCGCCGAUCAGGAACGUCGUGGGUCAGGAUCUGUUCAUGUUAUCAUGGGUCCUAUGUUUUCUGGGAAAUCGACCUCUCUUCUCCGACGAAUCAAGUCAGAGAUCAGCGACGGAAGAAGCGUUGCGAUAUUGAAAUCGAGUAAAGAUACGAGAUACGCCAAAGAUUCGGUAGUGACACAUGAUGGAAUUGGAUUCCCUUGCUGGGCUCUUCCAGAUCUCAUGUCAUUUCCUGACAAAUUCGGACAAGAUGCUUACGACAAGCUUGAUGUGAUUGGUAUUGAUGAGGCUCAGUUUUUUGGAGAUCUUUAUGAGUUUUGCUGCAAAGUAGCUGAUGAUGAUGGCAAAACUGUGAUUGUUGCAGGUCUAGAUGGUGACUAUUUAAGAAGGAGUUUUGGUGCUGUUCUUGACAUUAUACCAAUAGCUGAUUCAGUGACCAAGUUAACUGCAAGGUGUGAGGUUUGUGGACAGAAAGGUUUCUUCACUUUAAGAAAGACUUGUGACACUAGAACCGAGUUCAUCGGUGGAGCUGAUGUCUAUAUGCCUGUUUGUCGCAAGCAUUACUUUAGUAAUCAAAUUGUCAUCGAAUCUUCGAAGAAAAUGUUGGAUUCUGACAAGGCAAGAGCUGAAUCCUGUGUGGAGACGGUUGCUGCUAUGAUAUAA